Perca fluviatilis (European perch) is the source of this 3065-nucleotide messenger RNA. It is a transcript of the gene gnrhr4, whose product is annotated as gonadotropin releasing hormone receptor 4. The transcript has 4 exons. Gene Ontology annotation, biological process: G protein-coupled receptor signaling pathway. Lineage: Eukaryota; Metazoa; Chordata; Actinopteri; Perciformes; Percidae. Gene Ontology annotation, molecular function: gonadotropin-releasing hormone receptor activity; peptide binding. The record is from RefSeq and is a predicted model, not a curated record. Bases 1 to 1350 code for a protein of 449 amino acids. Gene Ontology annotation, cellular component: membrane.
AUGACCCCCCCGCCGCCCCAGCUAAUGUCAGAGGAGCUCCAGUGGUUCGUAGAGAUCGAUGAUGAUGAUGAUGAUUCUGCCGUUUGUCAUUUUGCGCGUCAGAGCGGAGGAAAGAAGCAACAGCUGCACCGGGAUAAUUGCCUGUUUGUGCCUCCCGUCAGUCAGACUACGCUGUUCGUUAUGUUCCACCAGCUGACGGAUCAAACGACGAAUGGCAGCUGUCAGGGACCCACCUCAGCAUGCAAUUACAGUGCUAAUGGAGACGCGCUCCAGCUGCCCACUUUCUCCACCGCGGCCAAAGUCAGAGUCAUCAUCACCUUCACUCUGUGCGCUGUGUCAGCUGUGUGCAACUUGGUUGUGCUGUGGGCUGCCGGCAACGGCGGCAAGCGCAAGUCGCACGUCAGGAUCCUCAUAAUGAACCUGACUGUGGCGGACCUGCUGGUGACUUUCAUCGUGAUGCCCGUGGACGCAGUGUGGAACAUCACGGUACAGUGGCAGGCGGGAGAUGUCGCCUGCAGACUGCUGAUGUUCAUGAAACUGGUGGCGAUGUACUCCUGCGCUUUUGUAACUGUGGUCAUUAGCUUGGAUAGGCAGUCUGCAAUUCUCAAUCCUCUGGGCAUCAGUGAGGCCAAAAGGAAAAGCAAAAUCAUGUUGACUGUGGCCUGGACAAUGAGUGUAAUCCUCUCGCUCCCUCAGAUGUUUAUAUUUCACAAUGUGACCAUCACCGUCCCGGAGAACUUCACCCAGUGCACCACCCACGGCAGCUUUGUCCAGCACUGGCAGGAGACAGUCUACAACAUGUUCACCUUUCUGUGCCUCUUCCUCCUGCCUUUGGUCAUCAUGAUCUUCUGUUACACACGAAUCCUCAUUGAGAUAUCCAGCCGCAAUAACUUGCUGUCGAGAGAUGUUCAUCUACGCCGCUCCCACAACAACAUCCCUAAAGCUCGGAUGAGGACUCUUAAGAUGAGCAUCGUCAUCGUGACGUCAUUCAUUGUCUGCUGGACCCCGUACUACCUGCUAGGCCUGUGGUACUGGUUAUUUCCUGAAAAAAUGGAGGAAACCGUCUCUCAUUCACUGACACAUAUGCUGUUUAUCUUUGGCCUCUUCAGCGCUUGUCUAGACCCCAUCACGUAUGGUUUGUUCACCAUUCAUCUUCACCAGGGUCUUAAGAGAUGCUGUCUGACUUCAAGCACACGGAGUAAAUUAGAAAACACAACUUGCCUUGCACACACUCAUCAGUCGUCUCACAGGCGGAUUGCCUCAAGUGGCCACAAUACAGACACUGAGGGAGGAAACGACAACAGCUCAAAAAGUGGCUCAAGGCCAAUCAUGCCAGUAAGCAAGAUGUAAUGGCUUAAAUUAUUUUAAUACAGGGACCAAGUGUGCACACAUCCAAAUAAUACUUCACUGCAGGGGCAAAUUGGAGGUCUGCACCUUGUCUGGAAACUGUUAGUCUCCAAAUAGAUUUUUUUUUUUUUGUGUGUGGCAUUUUUAGGCCUUUAUUUGACAGGAAAGCUAAGACUUGAAAGGGGAGAGAGAGGGGGAACAACAUGCAGCAAAGGGUCGCAGGACGGAACUAAACCGUGGCUACCGCGGUGAGGACUGAGCCUCUGCAUAUGGGACGCAUGCUCCACCAGGUGAGCUACCCAGGCGCCCCCUAUUUUUCUAUUUUUAAGGUAACUUUCGAUUUACCUGAGAAGGAUCUUGUAGAUCCAAAGAUUGCCUUGAAAAAAAGAAAAAGCCUAACAGUGUGCAGACCUCCAUUGUGGCCCACAGUUAAAGAAUUCCACUGAAAAGAAUCUCUGCUCUUAAUCAGUGAUGAGCUUAGUCUUUCUCCAGAGAUGACAGGUAGUUAAAUGAUGUUGCCGUAAAAUGAUGACACUCCAUACAAAUCAAGUGUUCUUUUGCCAGACGAAUCUGUUCAUUUUUGUUGUAAUGGACAGCAUAUUAGAGCUCUGCCCUGGUAUGUUCAUCCUGCAUCUUGGAUGCCACUGAUCAGAUUUUGAGAAACCGCUGCAGAGUGAUGCAUGCAGCAUUUACAAAAAGCACCAUGAUUGGCUGAGGGUGAAGCUGUACAUCACACAGACUGGCUCACACACUGCUGACUGUAUUUCAUUAAGCUUAAAGACUCGUGGGAAAGAUUAAAUUCAGGUUGAACUGAUGACAAGUCUGCUUAAAGUCAUAAAUGGACUAAAAAUGACUUGCACCCAUAUGUUUUAGCACCACUUUUUUAUAACAGUAGCAAACAACAACAACUUUGAUUCACAGGCGCACACACAUGUGCAACACACAAACACAACUACUGGGUUUUACUGGGUAGAUCUCAAGAUAUCCUGUAAUAUUACUUGCGUCAAAGAAAGCACAGAAACAAAAAUGUUUGCAUUUGAUUAAAGAUAAUCAAAUAGAUCACAAACUGUCUGUGGUGUAACCUUUAUUUUUAUUUUGUAUUUAUUAUCAAGAUCAUCUGCUAAUCAUUGUUUACUGACUGAAAACUGCUCUAAGUUGUCAUUAGUAGUGUUGUGUGUGCAAUGUAAAAGGUUGUUAUUUUGUUUCAUUACAAACAUGAAUGUUAUGACCUGCACAGCAUGUUGUCGAUUUAUUGACUGCUUAAUUUGUCCAAGAUGAAUUCUGUAUUUACUGUGUUGCAUAAAACCACACUGGAGACAAACAUUGAUUAAUUCAUGCCAUUUGUCAUAUUUUACAUUAAUAUUAGUGUUAUUGGGGUAUUAUGUUGUGAAUUGUGUUGCUUUCUGUGACCAACAAAUUAAUUAAAAAACUGCUUAAUUUAAAUUUCAAACUAUGUGAUAUUGUAAAGUUAACAGUAAACAAUUAUUUUACCUUUCUGAUAUGUUGUUGCAAAAAAAAGCGAGAUCAAUAGCACUUGUUUGUUUGCAUGGAUUUGUUGCUUUCCUGCAAGUUAUGGAAGAUGUUGUAAUGUAUACUUGCAGUGUGUUUAUUUGUUGAAUAAAACAAUGAUGAUGAUUAUCAUUAUGGUAUUGGGAUGAUGAUGCUUUUAGUGCAAUCGCUAAUAUAUCUUGUCAUUUAUUCACCAUCAAAAUAAAAAC